UACUACAAUACAGUUAAUUAUUUAUAUAUAUAAUCCAAUAAUUUGGAAAUAUAUAACAGUCUAUUUUCGAUCUUUACCCAUGUAAGCUAAAUGCGCUGUAAUUUAUACGACUGAUUAAACGACUUUUUCUACUUUUACCGAACCGGAACAAACGAUUUUCUAUUGAGGCAAUGCCUUUGGCCUCCUUAAGUUUGCGUGCCAUUGCCGGAGGAAGUCAAAUGGUGGCAAGACAUGCUGCUGUGGGUCGAUUAGACAAGUGACACCGCACGCACGGCUCAAACCACCCAGGACACCACAUGGCACCGCCGCAUGUGACAGACCUGCUCCCGCGCUCAGUCAUCGACGGCAUGUCGCGGCGGGCGAGCGGAUACAGUACCGGAGUGCGCUGCCAGCGGUAUCCCGGAGGCCGAUACCAGGGUAAAUGGCUGGGCCUGCAGCCUCACGGGUUUGGAGUGAAGCAAACGAGCAGUGGGCUAGUCUACGAGGGUCAUUGGCAGAGGGGUCAACGGCAUGGCACCGGCACGCUGCGUCGCAAGGAGCUCGGUGGCCGCACAGAACGCAUCUACGUGGGUCAGUGGCGGGAGGACAAGCGGAGUGGCGAGGGCAAGCAGUUCUUUCCGGACGGAUCCGUCUACUUCGGUCAGUGGGUAGCGGACCAGCGCAGUGGUCAGGGCAUCUUGUGGCAGGCGGAUGGCGGCAUCUAUGUGGGCGAGUGGCUCCUGGACAAAAUGCACGGAAAGGGUGUACUUAUCACGGCAACUGGCAGUCGCUACGUGGGUCAAUUUGAAGGAGGCUGCAAAUCAGGCUCUGGUGUUUUCUACCAUGGCAGCAAUGGCCAGCGGGCUCAGCGCGGACUUUGGAGCAAGGACAUUUGUAUAACGUCACUACUGUCCCUGCCACCAGAAGGAAAUAUUUAG
Drosophila teissieri is the source of this 917-nucleotide messenger RNA. RefSeq names its product MORN repeat-containing protein 3. The record is from RefSeq and is a predicted model, not a curated record. Bases 297 to 917 code for a protein of 206 amino acids. NCBI's taxonomy places the organism in Eukaryota, Metazoa, Arthropoda, Insecta, Diptera, Drosophilidae. The transcript is spliced from 2 exons.